Molecule: messenger RNA, 665 nt
Organism: Aaosphaeria arxii CBS 175.79
Lineage: Eukaryota; Fungi; Ascomycota; Dothideomycetes; Pleosporales
Exons: 1
Coding region: 105-476 (123 amino acids)
Source: RefSeq, a predicted model, not a curated record
ACACAAAAUCCAUCUCUACACCUAUACAUCAUGACCUGAAAUGAAAUCGCAUACAAUCAAGACCCCGCUCUCCAGCGUUUGUACACUGACAGUCCCGGUCUCCAAUGUCCCGAGAAACAUACACUCCACACGCUAGUCCGCAUCAGGCAACCAUUCCUCCAGAAACACAAAAGCCGAACUUACGCUCCGCAUUUCUCAAAUUUCCCCGUGGCAUGACAGACAACGUCAAUACACAAAGCAACUGUUCUCAUAAAGCGAGCGGGGAAGCACAGAGAGGGUCUCGCGACGCAGAUAACGCCACCACUUCAACCCCAUCACCUACCAUUCAAUGGGUUGGCGAGGCGAGGCGAGGCUGGGAAGAUGCGGGGAAGGGGAGUGUGAGCGUGAUCAGUGCGUCGUUCGUUCGUUCCGUUUCGAAACGUAAGAUCAGGAGCUAUGACCUUUGUUUCCGUGGGGAGACAGACGCGAAACGGUAGAUGCAAUACUGUGGUGGUUGGGGCCUAGACGUUUCUUAUGUCUUAAAGAGUACAUAAUGGGGGGGAGAGAUGCAUGUAGUUGGAUAUAGGUACGACUUAUGUAGGUGCACACUGCACACUGCAAGCACAGUGAUGGUUACUGUAUAUUAUUAUUGUACGCGUGAGGUCCGGAUUCGUCGGAGGAGAAUG